AGCCAAACAUGCCCGAAAUCUGAGGAUGUAGAACCGGAGAUGAAGAACUUGAAAGCGCAGCGAUGAACACCAAUUUAAAGAAACCCUAAUCGAUUUCAGUUUCUUUGAACCAAUUUGGAGUUGCUAGGUUUUCUGUAUGAAAAUGUGAUUUUGUUUUAUGUGGCUUUGUUAAUUUACAUAACUAUGUGAUGCUUUUAGUACGAAUUGUAGGUUUUUAGGAACAAGAUCCAGUAAUCGGUUUAAGUCAUACGAAGGCAUCAGCUAUGAUGUCAUCAUUGCUAAUCAUAGCUUCUCAAACGGCUGUAUAUUGGUGAAGAAAUUAGCACAAGACUACCCAAAUGUGAUGUUGCCUUUGGGUUGGCAAACAGAAGGUUAUACCCUGUCCACAGGCCUGUAGGAGACAAGUCUUUCAGUUCAGAAGAGACAUAUAUGAUGCACUUUGCUAGAAUCAACAUUAGUGGAACCAACAUUAUUACUCUGAAGCAACCGUUGAUGCAAUUCUUUCCUGGCCAUUUUUGCUCAUACACAGGCUGCUUCCUAUCCAACCUUUGGGUUGCAUAUGCUUUUGUAGCAGGAUUGGUGGAUCAGGCAUGGAUAUUAGAAGCAAAGCAAGGACACUUGUUGGUCCGGUGGAUGAUCCGAAGAAGCUACCAAAAUGGAACAAUGAUGGGCCCAUCACAGGGCAAGCCCCUCGGGAAGACAGUGAAGUUAUUUUAUACCCUCAAGCCAUUUUCAAGGAUCCGUUUAGGAGGGGCAACAACACAUUGGUACAUUUUCAGGAAUUUCUAUAUACAUAAAUUAGUAUACUGUAAAAUGUAAAACGGGCGGGUAACAGGUUAUACCGGGUUCAGGUCAGAAGAGUUUUGGCCAAACUGGGUAUGGGUCCAAGUCAGAACAGAUUCUGACCAAAUUGACUAACACAUAAAUUAUACAUGGUCCGGUCGGAUCGGGUCAGACGAGGUAACGGGUCAUACCGAGUUCAAGUCAGAAUGCGUUAUGGGAAAACUAGGUACGGGUCGGGGUAAGGGGUCGUACUAGGUUCGGGUCAUAAUGGGAUCUGACCAAACUGGGUAAAGGGUCAAAACUGAUAUGUAACGUCUAAAUGAAGGUUACAAAUAGUAUAGUUUAUUGAAACAGAAUUUGUUAUGAAAUUUUACCCAAAAAAAACUCAAUUUUCAAAAGUUUAGGUUGUUAAGAAGCAAUGUGUCUUUUUUUUUUUUUUUUUUUUUUUUUUGUAGAAGGGACUCAAUUUACUUAAGGAAAACUUUUGCCAACUCAAGGAUAUGCAACUUCAAAGCGACUCGACUAUCUUCAUUGUAUUUCUACUGUCAUUAAUUUAUAUAAUAUGUCAUUUUGUUUCUAUUUUGUUUUAUAUAUUCACUGAUCAUUUUAUCUCAUGCUUUCUUUUUGGAACAAAACUUAUUAAUUUUACAUUGAUGAAAUUGUAGAUUUUGUAUGAUUUUGAAAUACCAUAAAGCCAAAGAAAGAUUACCGAAUGUUAAUUAAUAUAUCUACAUCUAUUCUGUAUUAUAAGGAGGACCAAAAAGUAAUUAUACAUAAUUUUAUGAGUUUUAAGUAAUUACAACUUUUAAAACAUAUGGUCCAAUCCUCUAAAACAUAUUGUUGACUUUUAAACCAACUUCCCUCAUGAUGUUUAAAUGGCAAUAACUUUUUCAUAUGUUAAUUUUUUUUGAAUUACACCAUAAAAACGAGCAUUUCAUUCUCUUUAGUUGAGUUUGGUAUUGCUAUAGUUCUAUAUAUAUUUUUUUUUAAAUUAGCAUGUUAUGUGUGAUUACCGGUGCUUGGGUGCAAGUGAGCUGAGCGGCUCGCAAGCUGCUCGAGAUCGGCUCGAGAAAAAGCUCUAAACGAGGCAAGUCUUAUGGAGCCCGAGCCGAGCUUGAGCCUUAAAUCCAUAUACUCGGAUCCCGUGUCAAAUCCAUUCAAUCUUUUGUACAUUUUUUUUCAUAAUGUUUGUUAAACAUGAAUGAUUAUCCACUUAUAAGAAAUCAUAUAAAAAAAUUCUUUUACAAAUAUAAUUUUUUUAAAACAAUCUAUAACCCGUGAAGCUCACGGGUAUAUAACCUAGUAUAUGUAUAUUCAAAAUCUUGAUUGGCACUUUUAGUAAAGGUUUAUG
This is a messenger RNA of Helianthus annuus (common sunflower), 2134 nucleotides long. RefSeq lists its product as uncharacterized. Bases 430 to 819 code for a protein of 129 amino acids. The transcript is spliced from 8 exons. The record is from RefSeq and is a predicted model, not a curated record. Lineage: Eukaryota; Viridiplantae; Streptophyta; Magnoliopsida; Asterales; Asteraceae.